AGCAGCAGGUUUGUGAGAGCAGCAGCCGGAGGAAGAGGAGGAGGAGAAGGGAAGGCGAGGUAAGGAGGACGAGGAAUCAGAGCGAGAGCAACGGUGUGGCUGCAGUCGGGGCGACGAGCACAGAGAGCAGAUCCGGAGAGAAGACAGGAUUCCCCCUCCUCGCCUCACUGACCCAUGAAAGAAGCCAUGCCGGUUCUCACAGCAGGAGCGGGGCUGCACGAAACUCUGGCCCUCCUGACCUCUCAGCUGCGGCCCGACGCCAACCACAAGGAGGACAUGGUCUUCCUCAAAGACGUCUUCAGUGAGCGGAGUUUGGGAUACCUCAUGAAGAUACACGAGAAGCUGCGGCAGUACGAGAGGCAGAGCCCCACGCCGGUGCUCCACAGUGCUGCUUCUCUGGCUGAAGACGUGGCAGACGAGCUUCAGAGUGGACCCAUGAGCACGGAGGAGAAGGAACUUCUGCACCUACUGACAUCCCCUCACCUGAAGGCCGUCCUCUCCGUGCACGACAUUGUGGCCCAGAAGAACUUUGACCCCGUGCUGCCACCGCUGCCGGACGACUUUGAAGACGAGCUGGAGGAAGAGUCUGUGAAGAUCGUCAGGCUGGUGAAGAACAAGGAGCCUCUGGGAGCCACCAUAAGACGUGAUGAAAGCUCGGGGGCCGUGAUCGUUGCACGGAUAAUGAGAGGAGGUGCAGCUGAUCGCAGCGGUUUGGUCCAUGUAGGAGACGAGCUCAGGGAAGUUAACGGAGUCUCUGUGAUCCACAAGAGGCCUGAUGAGAUCAGUCAGCUGUUGUCCCAGUCCCAGGGAUCCAUCACUCUAAAGAUAAUCCCAGCCAUCAAAGAGGAGGAUCGAUUAAAGGAGAGCAAGGUGUACGUGAGGGCCUUGUUCGACUACGUUCCCCUCGACGACAAGGCCACGCCCUGCCAGGAGGCGGGGCUUCCCUUCAAACGGGGAGACAUCCUGCAGGUGGUGACGCAGGACGACAGCACGUGGUGGCAGGCCAAGCGGGUGGGAGACAGCAACCUGCGGGCCGGACUCGUCCCCUCCAAGCAGUUCCAGGAGAGGCGGCUGGCCUACAGGAUGAAAAUGGGCUCGCUCCCGAAUCCCAAAUCCCCUAAAAAGCCUAUCUCUGAACAGGGAUGUGACAAAGAGGACUGUGACUGUGAGGGCUAUUUCAAUGGACAGUACAUAGUCUCUCCUAAGUGUAAAGCAGUGGCGCCCUCCUGUGGCCAGGUGUUUUCCUGGGAGUUUUACUCAGCCGGUCUGCGGAGGAGCUUCCGGCUGAGUCGGAAGGACCGGCAGAGCUCUGCCGGGGAGGGCUGCGACCCGGGAGACCCCGAGUACCUGACGUACGAGGAGGUGACCCGCUACCAGCAGAGGCCCAACGAGAGGCCCCGGCUGGUGGUGCUCAUCGGUUCUCUUGGAGCACGAAUCAACGAGCUGAAGCAGCGGGUGAUCGCUGAAAAUCCUCAUCGUUACGCAGUAGCUGUUCCACAUACUACCAGGCCCAAGAAGCCCCACGAGAAGGACGGGGUGGAGUACCAUUUUGUGACCAAACAGCAGUUUGAUGCAGAUGUUUUGAACAACAAGUUCAUAGAGCACGGCGAGUACAAGGAGAACCAGUACGGCACCAGUAUAGAGGCCAUCCGCUCCGUCCAGGCCAAGAAUAAGAUGUGUAUAGUUGAUGUGCAGCCAGAGGCCUUGAAGAGACUGCGGACAGCAGAGUUCAAGCCGUAUGUCAUAUUUGUGAAACCUCGCAUUCCUGAGAGCAGACGUCGACGCAGCGCAGCCACCUCACCGGGGGGAGGGGGGGGAGGAGAACACGGCCGCAUUACGGACGAAGACCUACUGGAGAUGCGUCAGUCUGCCAUCCAGACUGACCAGCAGUUUGGACACCAGGUGGACCGGUUCCUGAUCAAGGAGGACUCGGCCAGCGCUUGCACAGAGCUGCGAGGCAUCCUGGAGAGGCUGGAGCGGGAAUCCUUCUGGGUGCCUCUAGGCUGGGUCCGGACCUAAACUCACCCCUCUAACCCGUCCUGGGGACCUUCAGCCCCCCCAGAGGCCCGUCCAGGGUCAGCCAGACCUGCACCCAGGAAACAGACGUCAGGGGAGUCAUGAUUUACAGCAAAUUGCCCAAGUUCCUGUUGUGACGAUUACUUUCUAUUAAUGGGGGUUAGUUUGUAAGGGGAUUUCCAAUAAACUGCACCUUUUUAAACAAGUCACAAAAGAUCUUUUGACCAGACCCUGAUUCUGUUGGAGCAUCGAGACACGUCUUUACUCUCUUGAAUACAAAUAAGUCUUUGGACGGCAUUACCAUUUAAGGACUUUCUUUGAACUACUCUAAUUUACACAACUUGUUGUUUUACAAGUGUCCAUCACAUUUACGUUCCAGAGCUCCGUCAGCUUCAGCGGGACUCGGAGCAUCCUUGGUAGCAUGAUGUCUGUUUCGCAGCUUUACUCGACUCUGUUAAAUCUUCCUGCUCUCGCAUCCUGUUCAGGAGCCACCGUGACGGGACUCCCUCCUGACAGGAACCAAAGUCAAAUAUCCACACGGAAUGUGAACAUAUUUUCUAUUACUGUUUUUAGGAGAUGCAUGAGAUCUUAUUUAAUGUAUAUAUUGUAAAUGUGACUCCUUGCGUGCCAACGAGAGAUGUCGUAGCACUUCAAUGCAACCUGUUUACCUUGGCUCCUCGGGAACCCUCAGUUCAACGAUAUUGUGCACAUGGUUCGUGGAGGACGUCGCUGUGUGCGACGACAUAAUCAACACGCUCCUUUUAUACAGUUUCCUGGCAUAUCUCUAUUUUUGACUGCAGAAGGGAGAAUGUCUGGACUUUUUAAGGAUGAUUUCAAAAUGAGGACAAACAAUCUUCUCAUUGCCAAACGGGAGGAAUGAUUGUAGCAACCACAAGCUAUUCUUGCAUGCAAAUGUCAUUUUGAGACUUGAAAAAUAAUCAGGAAAUACAUUUUGUUUUUUCAACCACUUUUACACUGGCAUUUGGUUCAAACCUGUCGGCGUCUAAAGACACGUGCAUCAUUUAUGUGCUGUAUGAACUAAAAACCCAGGAUGUGGAGUUUGUAACC
Molecule: messenger RNA, 3084 nt
Organism: Cololabis saira (Pacific saury)
Lineage: Eukaryota; Metazoa; Chordata; Actinopteri; Beloniformes; Belonidae
Gene: mpp3a
Product: MAGUK p55 scaffold protein 3a
Exons: 20
Coding region: 175-2019 (614 amino acids)
Cellular component (GO): plasma membrane; cell-cell junction
Molecular function (GO): protein binding
Source: RefSeq, a predicted model, not a curated record